UUCUUCUUCUUCACGGAAGCAGACAAUCCUCCGCACACGACAGCACCGAAGCAGAAGCGCAGAGCAACCGAAGGAGGAAAUCAUGGCGACGCUCACGCAGGGGAUCCUGCUGAAGCUGCUGCAGUCGAUGAACUCGAGCAACGCCCGCGUGGCCGGGGAGCACCGGUCGGCCCUCCUCCAGGUCAUCGGCAUCGUGCCGGCCCUCUCCGGCCCCGACGACCUGUGGCCCAACCGGGGGUUCCUCCUCCACCUCUCCGACUCCCUCCACUCCACCUACGUCUCCCUCUCCGACCGCGACGCCGACCUCAUCCUCUCCAACCGCCUCCAGCUCGGCCACUUCGUCCACCUCGACCGCCUCCUCCUCGCCCCGACUCCCCGUCCCCGCGCCGCCGGCCUCCGCCCCCCCCCCGGCCGCCACCCCUUCCUCGGCUCCCCCGACCCCCUCGUCGCCCGCCUCUCCCCCUCCCGCCGCGACUUCGUCAUCCAGCCCGCCUCCGACCCCGACCCCUCCGCCCCCGGCGCCGCCGACGACCCCAUCGCCGCCUACCUCUCCCGCGGCCGCCCCGAGGAUGAUGGCGGCGUGUUGGCGAGGGCGGAGAGCGACAGGGAGGAGCCGAAGGCGGAGAGGCCUAGGUCGAGGCAGCCCCUCGCGCCCAGGGACAACUUGCCUAACUUGAACUCCGAUGCGGAGGCGAGGGUUUCUGCUCAGAAGCCCUCGAGAUUCUCGUCCCCCGCGACGGCGAAGAGGUCGGGGUCGGUCGGGAAGAAAAUUGCCCCCGUUGCGGAGAGAGAUCCGUCGCCUGCUGGAAAGGGGAAGCGGUCGUCGUCCCCGGCGCCCUCCAAGUGCGUCGUGCCGAGCUUGGCCGCUGCCAAGGAAGAGAACAGGCGGAACUCGAAGGAACCGGCGAUUAUAGUGCCGUCGAGGUACCGGCAACCGUCGCCGAACGCUCGGAGGCAGGCGUCUCCAAGCGCCAGGAGGGCUUCCAUUUCGCCGGGGAGGAGAUUGUCGGGUGGUGUGAAGAUGUCGCCAAUGGUGAUGGACUCGGCGAGCAAGAAGAAGAUGGUGACACUCGCUGCUGGGAUUUCGAAGGUCUCGGAGGCGUUGGUGGGUUCGGGGAAGGCGGGCCGGAAGAACUGGGACGAGCAGCCUGCAUCAGCAUCAGCAGCACCAGCAACGGAGCAGAAAGAGAAGGCUCCUGGAAAGAACAAACCUGAUCUGCAGGCGAUUUUGCGGACUCAGGCUGCUAUAUCCAGACGUCUUAGUGAUGUGACCAGUGGAAAGUCGAACGGUGAUGAUCUGUCAAGCGAUGAGAAGGCAAAAUCUGGAACACCAGAACGGACCACUUCAGCUCCUGGAAUUACCAUUCAUGAUAAGAAAUGGACUGAUGGCAGUGUUUCUCUCGACUCGGUCUCCAAAGAACUUAAUAGGCUUGGCAAGGAGGCUAUGCAGAGGAAACUUAUUGCCUCUAUUGCAGCUGCUCAAGCAUUGGAGGAGGCCAAUGCUACGGAGUCACUAGUGAGGAAUUUGAGCAUGUUUUCAGAACUGUGUUCCACAUCCAAGGCUGGGAAUCCUUUGCCCUCCAUUGACCGGUUCUUCUCCAUUUAUGAUGAGGUCGUGAGAUCGACUGGUGUUGUUAAAUCUCUCUCUAACAGCCGUGCCUGUGCUGACGAUAGUAUCAUCCCCACAGAACAAUCGAAAUUCUCGAUUUGGGUGGAGGCAGCUUUGGCCACUGAUCUUGAGGUUGUCAAUUUCUUAACAAAUCAAGAUAGUGAACCAGCAUCAGCUCUUCAGAAAACAUUGCUCAAACGGCAUUCUGUGAAGGCAAAUGGCAAGAACCAAAUGAAAGUGGCUUCUCCGUCACGUUCCGACACUGCCUGCGUGUGGACUAGGGGUCACGGAAUGAAAGAAACUGUGGACUUUGCAAUGAAGUUGCAGUCUGAGAUGCAAAUGUGGUUCGUCAGUUUCAUUGAGGAUUCCUUGGUUGCAGGCUUUCGGGUGUUCGGACAAUGUGGUGGCGGGAAAGUACUAAAUCUCGACUGCGGCUCUGUUACAGCUGUCUUGUCACACUUGAAGCGUGUGAAUGAUUGGUUGGAUCGCGCGGUGCCUAAAAGCGAUGAGUUCCUUAUGGAAAAGAUCGAGCAACUGAAGCGGAAGAUCUAUGGUUUCGUCAUUCAGCACGUUGGUACGACCUUUGACAACUCCACGUCGGCUGCCGCAUCUUGAAUUUCUGGUUCACCCGAUUAAUAUCUGUCAAGUAUAUUACAUCUGUUCUUUCAUCCUGUUCAGCAUUUUUAUUUUGACCUCAUGAUCUUCUUGCAACUAGCAAGCUUGGAUCAUGCGCAGCACAUAAGGCAUGCAUUUUCUUAACCCGAUUAAUAUUUAUCAAGUACAACCUAUUUCACUGUCUUGUGUAGCAGCAUCUUUCAUCGUCUUCUCAGCAUUUGGUGACUGAUCGAUUAUGUUA
Messenger RNA from Eucalyptus grandis, 2465 nucleotides. RefSeq lists its product as uncharacterized. The record is from RefSeq and is a predicted model, not a curated record. Lineage: Eukaryota; Viridiplantae; Streptophyta; Magnoliopsida; Myrtales; Myrtaceae.